This is a messenger RNA of Oncorhynchus gorbuscha (pink salmon), 1875 nucleotides long. RefSeq names its product pseudouridylate synthase 3 (gene pus3). The transcript has 8 exons. Gene Ontology annotation, molecular function: pseudouridine synthase activity; RNA binding. Gene Ontology annotation, biological process: tRNA pseudouridine synthesis; mRNA pseudouridine synthesis. Gene Ontology annotation, cellular component: nucleus; cytoplasm. The coding region runs from base 289 to 1701 and encodes 470 amino acids. The record is from RefSeq and is a predicted model, not a curated record. Lineage: Eukaryota; Metazoa; Chordata; Actinopteri; Salmoniformes; Salmonidae.
GUCCGUCUAGAAUUUGCGUCUGAUUCAGAACGAACUGAAGCGUUAAUUCCGAGGUAGAGGCACGAGUUGAAGCAUGCAUUGUCACGUUUUACCAAAGUAUCUUGAUAGGGAAUGAUAACCUUACUCAUCAAAGCUACACGUCAAAGUAAAGGUGACUGAGCCCCAACUGAGGGAGGAAGUGCAACUGCCAACACCAGAGUCCGAAGGGAAACAUUCUAAUAAUGAGUUCAACCGUUCAAUUAUAUAAGCAUAUUAUGCAAUAAGUUAUUUUGCCGUUUGCAAAGCAACAUGUCUGAGGAAUUACUACAGCGAGUGAGAGACCUGGAAGGAGAGGUGGGGAGACUGAAAGCACAGCUGAGAGAGAAGGUCAAGGAAGGAACUGAGGGUGAGAUGGCGGUGUCAACCAACUCUGAUGGAAAGAAGGAUACCAGCAAGCCUGAUGCUGGUGGCAGGAAAAAGGGCAAAAGAGGGAGUCGGGACCGACCGUUUGAUUUCUCUGCCCAUCCUCGGCGCCAUGUUGCGCUCCGCUUAGCCUACCUGGGCUGGGCCUAUCAGGGCUUUGCUGUCCAGGAGAACACAGACAGCACUGUGGAAGCCCGGCUCUUCGAGGCUCUUCUGAAGACUCGACUGAUCCAGGAUCGCCAGAGUUCUAACUAUCACCGUUGUGGCCGCACUGACAAAGGAGUCAGUGCCUUUUCCCAGGUCAUGUCCAUAGACUUGCGCUCCACUCAGUUUUGUGGAGGCCUAGGAGUGACUCUCCCGUCCAAUGUCGACGCUGGUGUCAAGAACGAAGUGGACGUGGCGGAGCUACCUUAUGUGAAGAUGCUGAACCGAGUCCUGCCCCAGGACAUCAGGAUUCUUGACUGGUCACCUGCUCCGCAGGGCUUCAGUGCGCGCUUCGACUGUCAGUCUAGAACCUACCGGUACUACUUCCCACGCGGGGCUCUGGAUGUAACGUUGAUGGCAGAGGCUGCCAAACGCUACGAAGGCACUCACGACUUCCGCAACCUCUGCAAGAUGGACGUGGGCAACGGAGUGCUGCAGUUCCAGAGGACCAUCCUGUCUGCCACGGUCCAGCCUGUCCAUCAAACUCCCCCUCCUGCGCCCACUACCGCAGACCCAUACGACCUCUUCAUAUUUGAGAUCAAAGGACUGGCCUUCCUCUAUCACCAGGUGCGGUGCAUAAUGGCAGUGCUGCUGCUGAUUGGCCAGAAGCUGGAGCCCCCAGAGAUAGUGGAUCAACUCCUGGAUGUGAAGACGAAUCCCAGGAAACCCCAAUACAGCAUGGCGGUGGACUUUCCCCUGGUGCUGUUCGACUGCCAUUUUGAGGGGUUGAGUUGGCGCAGGGAGGCUGAGGAGGUGGAACAUGCCCUGGCCACGCUGCAGCACCACUGGACACAGACAGCAGUCAAGACCCAGGUCAUUCACGGCAUGAUCCAAGGCCUAGACAGCACAGGUGGGACCUCCUCUCCCCAUUGCUGGCUGAUGGAAGGUACCAAACAGCGGACCUAUCGGCCCUUGCUUGAGCGUCCACGCUGCGAGAGCCUGGAGUCCAGGAUAGAACACUUUGUUAAAAGAGGCAGGCUUGAACGAGAAGAAGGGGAAAAUGGUGGCGAAACGGUACACAAGGGCAAAAGGCCAAAGCACUCGCACAAAACCUCCAUUUCGUCUGUCCUCCCCGACGUGUCGCCGUCCUUCUGACCCCAGGGACAAUCAGAAACCAUAAGAUUGACACCUGCUAGAGAAAUUGGAUUUAUCAUAUAAUAUUGUCUGAAUUCUUAAUGCUGUUAUUUUACUUUUAGAUUAUUUUUUUAUGUAAUGGAGAAACAAUUGUAGGUUUUUGUUAUUCUCUGGAAUAAAUCAAUUUGAGAUUCA